AUGAACAAAGCCAAUUAUUUGAUACGAUUAGAACCCAACCAAAUUGCACAGUUAACUAUUCAAAAAGAAAAUCCUAUUUAUGUACAAUCAUAUUCAGUUUCAGAUAAACUUCCUUUAUCUGAUUCUACGGUUUCGCCAGUUCUCAUUGAACAGGAUUGA
Messenger RNA from Cinara cedri, 159 nucleotides. Lineage: Eukaryota; Metazoa; Arthropoda; Insecta; Hemiptera; Aphididae. The record is from the annotation of a GenBank genome assembly.